AUGACCCUGAACGGCGGCGGCGGCGGCGCGGCGGGCGGGAGCCGCGGCGGCGGGUGCCGGGAGCGCGAGCGCCGUCGGGGCAGCACGCCCUGGGGCCCCGCGCCGCCGCUGCACCGCCGCAGCAUGCCGGUGGACGAGCGCGACCUGCAGGCGGCGCUGGCUCCCGGCGCGCUGGCCGCGGCCGGCGCGGGCCCCCGGACCCGGGGCCCGAGGCUGGACUGGCCCGAGAGCUCCUCCGACUCGCUCAGCUCCGGGGGCAGCGACUCCGAGGAGAGUGUGUACAAGGUGCUGCUGCUGGGCGCGCCCGGCGUGGGCAAGAGCGCCCUGGCGCGCAUCUUCGGCGGCUUAGAGGACGGGCCGGAAGCCGAGGCCGCAGGGCACACGUACGAUCGCUCCAUCAUGGUGGAUGGAGAAGAGGCAUCGCUCAUGGUCUAUGACAUUUGGGAUCAGGAUGGGGGCCACUGGCUACCUGGCCACUGCAUGGCCAUGGGGGAUGCAUACGUCAUCGUCUAUUCCGUGACGGACAAGGGCAGCUUCGAGAAGGCCUCAGAGCUGCGGGUCCAGCUGCGGCGGGCGCGGCAGACAGACGACGUGCCUAUCAUCCUGGUGGGCAACAAGAGCGACCUGGUGCGCUCCCGGGAGGUCUCCUUGGACGAGGGCCGGGCCUGCGCGGUGGUCUUCGACUGCAAGUUCAUCGAGACCUCGGCGGCUCUGCACCACAACGUCCAGGCGCUGUUCGAGGGCGUCGUGCGCCAGAUACGCCUGCGCAGGGACAGCAAAGAGGCCAACGCCCGCCGGCAAGCGGGCACCAGGCGGAGGGAGAGCCUGGGCAAGAAGGCGAAGCGCUUCCUGGGCCGCAUCGUGGCGCGCAACAGCCGCAAGAUGGCCUUCCGGGCCAAGUCCAAGUCUUGCCACGACCUCUCGGUGCUCUAG
Molecule: messenger RNA, 933 nt
Organism: Pipistrellus nathusii (Nathusius's pipistrelle)
Lineage: Eukaryota; Metazoa; Chordata; Mammalia; Chiroptera; Vespertilionidae
Source: the annotation of a GenBank genome assembly